Molecule: messenger RNA, 918 nt
Organism: Ogataea parapolymorpha DL-1
Lineage: Eukaryota; Fungi; Ascomycota; Pichiomycetes; Pichiales; Pichiaceae
Product: Serine/threonine-protein kinase KIN28
Exons: 1
Coding region: 1-918 (305 amino acids)
Biological process (GO): positive regulation of transcription by RNA polymerase II; protein phosphorylation
Cellular component (GO): cytoplasm; nucleus; transcription factor TFIIH holo complex
Molecular function (GO): ATP binding; RNA polymerase II CTD heptapeptide repeat kinase activity; cyclin-dependent protein serine/threonine kinase activity
Source: RefSeq, a predicted model, not a curated record
AUGUCUACGGCGUAUACCAAAGAAAAAAAGGUAGGAGAAGGUACAUAUGCCGUUGUUUACUUGGGGAAACAGAUUGCUACCGGUCGAAAUAUAGCCAUCAAAGAAAUUAAAACCGGUGCCUUCAAAGAUGGGCUCGAUAUGUCAGCCAUCAGAGAGAUGAAGUAUCUCCAGGAGUUGAAGCACCAAAACAUCAUUGAACUGGUGGACGUUUUUGCAGACAAGGAGAAAAACCUCAAUCUGAUUCUGGAGUUUCUCCCCUCGGAUCUCGAGAUGAUCAUCAACGAUAAAAAGUUGAUGAUUGUGCCAGCUGACAUAAAAUCCUGGAUGCUGAUGACCUUGCGAGGGUUGCACCAUUGCCACAGAAACGGAAUACUCCAUCGCGAUCUGAAGCCAAACAAUUUACUAAUCUCGCCCGAAGGAUACGUGAAAAUAGCCGAUUUUGGUCUUGCGAGGUCUCUUGGGAUGCCUAAUGAGAAACUCACCUCUAACGUGGUCACAAGAUGGUACAGAGGGCCAGAACUUCUCUUUGGAGCCCAACAUUACUCCCCGGCAGUGGACAUCUGGGCUGUUGGGAUUAUAUUCGCCGAAUUGAUGCUGAGAACGCCGUAUUUACCGGGGAAGGAUGACGCAGACCAGCUAGUUGUCACUUUCCAGGCCUUAGGAACUCCAACCGAAGAAAAGUGGCCGGGUGUGUCCCACCUUCCGAACUAUAACAAUCUCACAGUUUAUCCAGAGCCUUCACGACAGGAACUGAGAAACAGAUUCCCGGCCGCUACAGAGUCCGCGCUGGACCUGAUGUGCGGUAUGCUAGCAUUGAACCCAAACAACAGACUCGAUACAGAGGCUUGUCUUUUGCAUGGCUAUUUCAAAGAGUUGCCAGAGCCUACUGAGCCAGAAAAUCUACCGAAAAAAUCUUAA